AUGACCCCGCCGUCUGCUCUCCUGCCCCUCCUCUUCCUCGCGCUCGGCGGCAGCACUGUCCGGGCGCAGGAGGACAGUGAUUCGAACCAAGUCACCAGCACGAGUUCCAAGCAGCUGUACCGCCAGGGCCAGGCGUUUCGCGGGCGCUACCUCGCGCCGUCGACGACUACGACCAAGAAUGCGUCAUCGUUCGACGCCGCCGUGGUACAGGGCCUGUCGCAGAAUGCGAUUGACAAUGCGCAGCUGAGGAUUCUCGCGCAGACGGACGCCUGGGUUGUCGGCGGCGCGGCCGCCUUUAUGCAGGCGCUGUAUCCGCCGAAUAAGAAGGCCUUCAUUGCGGCGGCCGGCGGCGAGACGCUGGCCGAGAACCACACCGGUGCGAAUGCGACGAGCUAUCCCCUCGACGGGUACCAGUACCCUCAGAUCGAGACGCUGCCGAGCACAGAUGUAAACUCUAUUGGUAUCCAGGGCCAUGUCGGCUGCCCUACCUGGCAAAACGCCACGACGACCAACCUCACCACCAACCCGACCCUCAAAGACGCCGCGCAGAAGAACGCCGACUUUUACACCAAGCUCUUCAGCAGCGGCCCGCUGCAGGGUACUCUCGCCGCCGACGACGCCAAUUUUUUCAACGCCUAUGACAUUUACAACCUCGUCAACUACGAGUACACCCACAACGAGACAGUAUUCACCAACCUCGCCGACGCCAACGCCACGCUCGCCCGGCUCGCCGCCGACGCCUUUACCAUGGAGCGCGCCAAGUCGGACCCGGGCUCCAGCACGGCCAACGACACGGCGAGCGUCGCGCUGACGAUUGCGGGCCGCACACUGGCCAAGCUCGCCGGGCGCGGCCGAUGA
Akanthomyces muscarius is the source of this 858-nucleotide messenger RNA. RefSeq lists its product as uncharacterized. NCBI's taxonomy places the organism in Eukaryota, Fungi, Ascomycota, Sordariomycetes, Hypocreales, Cordycipitaceae. The record is from RefSeq and is a predicted model, not a curated record. Bases 1 to 858 code for a protein of 285 amino acids. The transcript is spliced from 4 exons.